Messenger RNA from Hyla sarda, 3878 nucleotides. RefSeq names its product DnaJ heat shock protein family (Hsp40) member C21 (gene DNAJC21). The record is from RefSeq and is a predicted model, not a curated record. Gene Ontology annotation, molecular function: zinc ion binding; nucleic acid binding. Gene Ontology annotation, cellular component: cytoplasm. NCBI's taxonomy places the organism in Eukaryota, Metazoa, Chordata, Amphibia, Anura, Hylidae. The transcript is spliced from 12 exons. Bases 138 to 1757 code for a protein of 539 amino acids.
GCGCAACAUUCCGGGAGAGUUACAGACGUGGUUGCUAUGGAAACGGAGGGAGGAGGAAGAGGUGGUGCUGAGUCUGUGCAGUUCCGGGUUAGAGUCACACGUGUGUCGGUGGGGUCAACCGGCAAGUUGUGUGAGCGAUGCGGUGUCACUACGAGGUGCUGGGGGUCCGCAGGGACUGCACGGACGAUGACCUGAAGAGGGCGUACAGGAGGCUGGCACUCAAGUGGCACCCAGAUAAAAACUUGGAUAGUGCAGAGGAAGCUGCAGAACAGUUUAAGGUGAUCCAGGCCGCCUAUGAUGUCAUCAGCGAUCCCCAGGAACGGGCUUGGUAUGAUAACCACAGAGAUGCCCUGCUGAAAGGAGGAGUGGAUGGCGAGUACCGGGAUGACAGCCUGGAUCUAGUCCAGUAUUUCACAGUGACCUGUUACUCUGGUUAUGGAGAUGAUAAGAAGGGUUUUUAUGCUGUCUACAGACACAUCUUUGACCUGAUUGUGAAGGAAGAAGUAGAAAGUAAGAUCAAAGAUGAAGCCGAGGAAUACCCAAUGUUCGGAGACUCACAGAGCGACUAUGACACGGUGGUGCACCCAUUCUAUGCCUACUGGCAGAGCUUCUGUACGGCAAAGAACUUUGCAUGGAAAGAAGAGUACGACACCAGGCAAGCCUCCAACCGCUGGGAGAAGAGGGCCAUGGAGAAAGAGAACAAGAAAACCCGGGACAAAGCACGCAAAGAGCGCAACGAGCUUGUCCGCGAGCUGGUGGCCUUCAUCAGGAAGAGAGACAAGAGAGUUCAGGCCCAUAGGAAACUGGUAGAAGAGCAAAAUGCUGAGAAAGCCAAAAAAGUGGAAGAGCUGCGAAGACAGCAGAAGUUAGAGAAUGCAAAACUGGCAGAACAGUACAAGGAGCAGAGUUGGAUGGCCAUGUCUGAACUGGAGAAAGAGCUGCAGCAGAUGGAGGCGCAGUACGACAAGGAGUUUGGCGAUGGCUUAGAAGACGAUGAAGAAGAGACAGAAGAACAGCAGAAUGGACAGGCCAGCGAUGAGGGCGAUGAAGAAAUGUUGUAUGACGAUCUUUACUGUCCGGCAUGUGACAAGGUCUGCCAGUCUGAGAAAGCGAUGAGGAAUCAUGAAAAAUCCAAGAAACACCGGGAGAUGGUGGCCCUCUUGCGGCAGCAGCUAGAGGCGGAGGAGGAAGAGCUCAACCCCUCUAUAGGUGAAGAGAACAGCGUGGUGGAUGGCAAAGACCAAGUUCUGUCUGAAGAAGAGGAGGAGAAACUGGAGGGAACCACAAAACCUAAACUAAGUAAAAAGCAAAAGAAGAAGAAAAAGCAACAAGCAUCAAAGAUACCUGAUAACAGCUUAACAGUGGAGAGUGAUAAAGAAACAAGUCCACCAGCUGAACCCAAGAAGGAUGAAGCAGAGCUGAAUGGCAUUACGGAACAGCAGGAGGACCCUGAACCUGAUGCAGAUAACACAACAGCAGCAGCUGAACCACCAGACAAUGAGGAGAAACCAGCAACAAAGCUGAAGGGAAAGAAGGGAAAAGACAUAAAGAAAGCCGCUAAGAUGACAGCAACACAAGAAGAUGCUGAGGAGCAGACACCACUUUCGCUAAAGUGCAACACCUGUGGGACAGAGUUUUCUACCCGCAACAAACUCUUUACACACCUGAAGAACACUGGACAUGCCUUGGCCGUCGGUAACCCCUCCACAAACACAGCACCAUCUAAAUCCAAGAAGGACAAACGGAAAAAUAAAUGAAACGUAAUAGAGGAACUCUGACUGAUUUCUUCAGAACCUGAGCUGUGCAGGAGAACAACACAGGGUCAUGCAACAUGCUGCACAAGCCCACACGUUCCACCAGUGCAUGGGAUCUAUUAGGGUUGUCUACCUGCAUUUAUUUCAGCAUUAUGUCAAGUUAUGAUGAUGGGUGAAGAAAGCUACACCUUCCCCGCCCCAUCCCAUCAUAUGUGCAAUGAGCUUUGUGGGAUGUCCUUGUGCCUCUGGUUGCUCUUGUAUGCUACAUAGUAAUGUGUAGCACCAGCAUCUCCAUACCACCUACAUCACAAGUGACCCCACCAGCAGAAUAGUGAGUGUGGCUCUGGAGUAUAAUACAGGUUGUGCUCAUAGAAGAAGUAAGGAUGCACUCACUGGUCGUUCGUAGAAAAGCUGGGUGAAGCUUAUUGACUAAGAGUACGUUCACACUGCGGAAUCUGCUAGCGGAGAUUCUGUCUGGCAGCCGCCGCCGAAAAUACUUCGACGGUAGGACUGUGCAGCACUGCGCCGUCACCAUUGACAGCUAUGCAGUGUUCGCAGACUUUUGCGCGAAGAAUGAACAUGUUCCUUCUUUGGAUAGAAUAAUUUCAACAGCGGAAUUGUCCUAUGCUGAAAUUCCUCAGUAUGAACAGGUCUCGCGGAAGACCCAGGAAAUUGCUCAGUGUGAACAGGUAUCGCGGAAGACCCAGGAAAUUGCUCAGUGUGAACAGGUCUCGCGGAAGACCCAGGAAAUUGCUUUGUGUGAGCAGGUCUCGCGGAAGACCCAGGAAAUUGCUUAGUGUGAACAGGUCUCGCGGAAGACCCAUUCACGCUGAUGGUAAUGUUCACUGGGAAUUCUGCAGUGUGAACAUACCCUAAAGCAGAAUUUCUUUGUCAAUGGAGGAACACAGAUACCAGCUCCUUCGGAGCUGGUAUCUGUUUUCCUCCCUUCCUGCAUUGAUGAUGAAAUUCUGCUUUAGUCAAUAAACUUCACUCAGCUUUUCCACGAACGUCAGGUGAGUGCAUCCUUAUUUCUUCUAUGCGCAUAUUUUGACUGUAUUCUUUCUGGGUUUAUGCACCACCGCCACAUGGAUUACAAACGCUACCUGAGUAUCAUAAUUUGAGAAACAGACAAUGGUAACAAACGCCAUGCUUAAAAGUGCUGGAUCCUCUCACUGUAAUAGUAGAAUACAGGUUGUAACUCUGGAUUUAGAGAUGAGCAAACUUACAGUAAAUUCGAUUCUUCACGAACUUCUCGGCUCGGCAGUUGAUGACUUUUCCUGCAUAAAUUAGUUCAGCUUUCCUAGGAAUGUAUCCACCUUUUCCAGCCCACCGGAGCACCUGAAAGCUGAACUAAUUUAUGCAGGAUAAGUAAUCAACUGCCGAGCCGAGAAGUUUGUGACGAAUCGAAUUUACUGUAAGUUCGCUCAUCUCUAACUGGAUUAGUACAGGUCAUGUAUUUAAAAAAUGGUUCCACUUUUUAGGCUAGGUUUCCACGCAGCUUUUUCUGCCAUCUUUUUGACCUGAAAAAGCCACAAAAAAGUGUGGCUUUUUUUUGUGUUUUUGUUGUUAAAAAAAGUAAAAAGGAAAACCUAGCCUAAAAGUGUAUCUGUCAAUAUGAAAUAAAAAAAAAACUUUAGACAUGCCAAAGAUUUUAUCAACACCCAACUGAUAAUGACAGAGAGAGAAGCAUGCUGCGGUGCACUUCUCUCCCUGAUCUGAGACCAGGACGGCCCUGUAAACUCACAUUACACAGAGCAGCGAGGGAAUUCGGUAAGCACGCACUUCCCCUGGCUGCUUCUCACGAUGAAUCGGAACAAUCAUAUCUUUACGACAUCAGAGUUGUUUUUUUUUUUUUUUCAUGACCAUGCCCAUUUGACUGUAAAUCUAUUAUAUAUCUAAACUGAGAAGUCGCGUUCAGUGGUGGUCAUAUGUUUUACCUAGGAUUUUGAAUGUGAAUAUAUUAUGAACAGGUAAGGGACAUUUUGGUGGAGAAUACUUCAACCAAGAGAUGGUAUAAGACACGGUGAAGUGUCUCACAUGUCAUACAGGGCGAGCUGCUUUAUGGCAUAACAAAAGACCAGUUAGGCUGGGUUCACACUACGUUUUGUCCCAUACGGGAGCGCA